Messenger RNA from Lontra canadensis (Northern American river otter), 1673 nucleotides. It is a transcript of the gene NAPEPLD, whose product is annotated as N-acyl phosphatidylethanolamine phospholipase D. Gene Ontology annotation, cellular component: membrane-bounded organelle; cytoplasm. Gene Ontology annotation, biological process: N-acylphosphatidylethanolamine metabolic process; N-acylethanolamine metabolic process. Lineage: Eukaryota; Metazoa; Chordata; Mammalia; Carnivora; Mustelidae. The transcript is spliced from 5 exons. The record is from RefSeq and is a predicted model, not a curated record. Gene Ontology annotation, molecular function: zinc ion binding; N-acylphosphatidylethanolamine-specific phospholipase D activity. Bases 155 to 1522 code for a protein of 455 amino acids.
CGUUGGGGGUCCGCGGGGGCGGCCAUCUUGGUAAAGGCCGAAGCGGCCGUUCCGACGCUGGCAGGACUGCCAGAUUCGAAGGUCACAAUGAGUGAGUGAGCAGGCCACGUGGAGCGAACUUUGCCUCGGCCCAUGGGUUCAGCUCGCCUCCGGGAUGGCGAGGCGGCGGGCGUUGAGGCGGUGCCUGCAGCUGCUGGCGCCCUCGGUUGAGCCGGCGCGCCGGGGCCACUCCCGCUGCGCGGCGGCGCUGUGCCCGAGGGCGCCGUGGCCCGCAGCCCAGGAGGAGCAGCGGCGGCGCGCGCGCCCUUCCGCCCCCUACGCCAGUUCUGAAAAGGACAUGGAUGAAAAUGAAAGCAGCCAGUCCCUGAUGACGAGCAGCCAGUAUCCCAAAGAAGCAGUAAGAAAACGCCAAAAUUCAGCCCGGAGCUCUGUAGGAAGUGAUUCUUCUAGGUUUUCCAGGAAAAGUUUCAAACUGGAUUACAGACUAGAGGAAGAUGUAACUAAAUCAAAGAAAGGAAAGGAUGGCAGAUUUGUUAACCCAUGGCCGACAUGGAAAAAUCUCUCCAUUCCAAACGUUCUCAGAUGGCUGAUAAUGGAAAAAGAUCACAGCAGUGUUCCAGGCUCCAAGGAGGAACUUGACAAAGAGCUCCCGGUGCUGAAGCCGUAUUUUAUCGACGAGCCAGAGGAGGCCGGAGUGCGGGAGGCCGGCCUGCGGGUCACGUGGCUGGGACAUGCCACGGUGAUGGUGGAAAUGGACGAGCUCAUCUUCCUCACCGACCCCGUCUUCAGCUCUCGCGCGUCACCGUCACAGCGCAUGGGUCCCAAGCGGUUCCGCCGUGCGCCCUGCACCGUGAGCGAACUGCCCCCAAUAGACGCGGUCCUCAUCAGCCACAACCACUACGACCACCUGGACUACAACUCCGUCCUGGCCCUGAACGAGCGCUUCGGCCCGGAGCUGCGGUGGUUCGUGCCUCUGGGCCUCCUCGACUGGAUGCAGAAGUGCGGCUGCGAGAACGUGAUCGAGCUGGACUGGUGGGAGGAGAACUGUGUCCCCGGCCACGAUCAGGUCACCUUUGUCUUCACUCCUUCACAGCACUGGUGUAAAAGGACUCUCAUGGAUGACAACAAGGUUCUGUGGGGCAGCUGGUCUGUCUUGGGGCCCUGGAGUCGGUUUUUUUUCGCAGGAGACACUGGUUAUUGCCCGGCUUUCGAAGAGAUCGGAAAACGGUUUGGCCCCUUCGACCUCGCAGCUAUUCCCAUCGGCGCGUAUGAACCCAGGUGGUUUAUGAAAUACCAGCACAUAGACCCAGAAGAAGCUGUGAGGAUUCACAUUGACGUUCAGACAAGGAAAUCUGUGGCAAUUCACUGGGGAACUUUUGCCUUAGCAAAUGAGCAUUACUUGGAGCCCCCAGUGAAGCUGAGCGAGGCUCUAGGAAGAUACGGACUUAAGCCGGAAGAUUUUUUUGUCUUGAAGCAUGGAGAAUCCAGAUACCUCAAUACUGAUGAGGACAACUCGGAAUAAAUGUGAGCGCAGGAGCCGUCAGUGAUGAAGGUAUCCGCAAAGCUCAGACAGACUCACAAACGCACGAACAUGAGGAAUUCCAAUACUUAAGAAACAACUUCAACGAGUUAGUGUUCUGUUUUGCGUGGUAACUUGCUUGCUGCUCUGCCUG